AUCUCUUGGUUACGUUCUCAUGUAUUUCAAUAGAGGCAGUUUACCAUGGCAAGGAUUAAAAGCUUACACCAAACGAGAUAAAUACGAAAAGAUUUGCGAUAAAAAAGCUCAAACCAAAAUUGAUACUUUGUGCACUGGUUUCCCAAAUGAAUUUGCAACAUUUUUAAAUUAUACCAGAUUCUUAAAAUUUGAAGAUAAACCAGAUUUCCUUUACCUUAGAAAAUUAUUAAGAGAAAUGUUUGUUAGAGAAGGUUAUAGAUAUGAUUAUAUGUUUGAUUGGGUUAUUGUUAGAAAAUUAAGAGAAAAACCACCACUUGAAAAACCAUUGUCAGUUGAAAAUAAACAAAUUCAACAACAAAUUCAAUAUCAAAUUCAACAACAACAACAACAAAUGCAACAACAACAACAACAACACACCACAACCACUACAACAUCAACAAAUCAAGCCAAAAACGUCUCUACUGUUUCAAAUAUAGCCACAGAUGAACAUUUUAGACAAAUAUUAUCUACUCCAUCAUAUAAUGUUGACUCUGAACAAUCACCUCAACAAACCACAACUACAACAACAUCAACCGGUGGAUCAAAUCAACCUCAACAAACCCAAUUCUAUAGACAAAACAAAGUUGUAGUCCCACAAUCAAAACCAACAAACAACAAUACAAAAUAACCUUUUUUAUUUUUUUAUUAAAAAAAAAAACCAAUUGUUAACAUUAUUUUAAUUAUAUUCACAUUUAAAACAAAUUAUAAUAAUAAUAACACAAAUAAUCCUUUUUUUUUUCAUAAAUAAAUAUCAAAGAUGUAUUAAAUAUAUAUUACAACCAUAAUUUUUCACCUUUUAGUUUUAAAAUAUCAAUACUCAAAUUCCUCUCCUCCCACAAAUCCCUCUUCCUUUUUUUUUUUUUUAAUUUAUAAAAAAAAAAACAUAAAAAACUAAAUAAAACUUUAACAAAAAUCUAAAAUA
Molecule: messenger RNA, 961 nt
Organism: Dictyostelium purpureum
Lineage: Eukaryota; Evosea; Eumycetozoa; Dictyosteliales; Dictyosteliaceae
Exons: 3
Coding region: 20-667 (215 amino acids)
Biological process (GO): peptidyl-serine phosphorylation; signal transduction; endocytosis
Cellular component (GO): cytoplasm; nucleus
Molecular function (GO): protein serine/threonine kinase activity
Source: RefSeq, a predicted model, not a curated record